CUUCCCCUCUCACAGACAUCUCUCUGUCAGCCCGGUAGUGGUGGUGGUGGUGUGGUGGUGUUUCGUAAUCGUAAUCGUAAUCGGCCGUGGUGUCCCUGCUUCUCUCAGCCGGCAAGAAUGGCAGCGCUCAGGACUCUCACGAAACUGUGCCAACACUCCCAGCAUCAAGUCUGUAAACUGCACACGUCCGCCCUGAGACAGGAGGCGGUGGUCAUCUCAGGAAAGAAACUAGCACGGCAGAUUCGGGAGGAGGCCCGGGCCGACGUGGAGAAAUGGGUUUUAGCCGGCCACAGGAGACCCCAUCUGAGUGUGAUUCUCGUAGGAGACAACCCAGCCAGCCACUCCUACGUCCUGAACAAGACACGCGCUGCAGCUGAUGUCGGAAUCUCUAGUGAGACGAUUCUCAAGCAUUCAGACAUCACUGAGGAGGAGUUAUUGGACCUGAUCUACAAACUCAACACAGACCAUCGUGUGGACGGCCUGCUGGUCCAACUGCCUCUGCCAGACCACAUCGAUGAGCGCACAGUCUGUAAUGCAGUUUCCCCUACCAAGGACGUGGACGGUUUCCAUGUAGUCAAUGUGGGUCGCAUGUGCCUGGAUCAGUCCACCAUGCUCCCCGCCACUCCCUGGGGAGUCUGGGAAAUGAUUAAACGCACAGGUAUUCCUACUCUUGGGAAGAAUGUCGUGGUUGCAGGACGCUCCAAGAAUGUGGGCAUGCCUAUCGCCAUGUUACUGCAUACAGACGGCCGUCACGAGAGGCCCGGAGGUGAUGCCACGGUCACCAUUUCUCACCGUUACACUCCAAAGGAGCAACUUUGCCAACACACUAAAAUCGCUGAUAUCAUCGUGGCUGCUGCAGGGAUUCCAAACCUCAUUACUGCAGACAUGAUCAAAGAGGGAGCAGCAGUGAUUGAUGUUGGAAUAAACAGAGUGCAGGACCCGGUCAGUGGAAAGAACAGACUGGUUGGAGACGUGGAUUUUGAAGGCGUCAGACAGAAGGCAGGCUUCAUCACUCCAGUGCCUGGAGGUGUGGGACCCAUGACUGUGGCGAUGCUCAUGAAGAACACUAUCAAAGCAGCUAAGAACGUUCUGCUGUAUCCGCCAGAGAGGAUCCGCAUGGCGGCUGCGUCUUAAUGGCCUGGCGCAAAUCCCAGCAACAGUGACACAUUCCACCCACUCCAACACUACCACCCACCCCCUCUUUUUUUACUCGGAGCAACCUGAUGAGCUCCCCUUGCACAUGGACUGGGAAGAUGAUAGCUUUAAGCCUCUUUUGCUGCUGACAUCUUUAACCUUUCCUAACUUCAAGUCCAGCCAUGUUUAGACUGUUACAUUCACUCAUGCUGCUGCAUGUUUUAUGUAACAGGGUUCUCAGUAUUUAUCAUUUGCAAUGUAUUUCUGUGGGAUUUUGGAGUUUUAAAGAAUCUUGAGAGGUUGUUUUAUUUAUUACUACAUUAGGAUAAUAUUUAAACAUGAAUGGAGCCAUGUUACAGUAUUUAACUCAAAGCUGGUGAGCAGUUAAAGCAAAACAACUGAGGCCUGUUUCUUGGUUUUUUUUCAGAUAGUUUAGCCUUAUGUGUCAAGAGUGAAAAGGGCUAACAUCAUCAGGAACAAGUAUGUUUAUCAAUAUACAAGCUUUAAAGAUUCACAAUUGCCUUUGUAAAAACUUUGAAAUAAAUAUUACAAAUAUGUUCUCA
Seriola dumerili (greater amberjack) is the source of this 1697-nucleotide messenger RNA. It is a transcript of the gene mthfd2, whose product is annotated as bifunctional methylenetetrahydrofolate dehydrogenase/cyclohydrolase, mitochondrial-like. Gene Ontology annotation, molecular function: methenyltetrahydrofolate cyclohydrolase activity; methylenetetrahydrofolate dehydrogenase (NAD+) activity; methylenetetrahydrofolate dehydrogenase (NADP+) activity. Gene Ontology annotation, biological process: tetrahydrofolate interconversion. Bases 118 to 1134 code for a protein of 338 amino acids. Gene Ontology annotation, cellular component: mitochondrion. The transcript has 8 exons. The record is from RefSeq and is a predicted model, not a curated record. Lineage: Eukaryota; Metazoa; Chordata; Actinopteri; Carangiformes; Carangidae.